AUGGAAGCGGAAGAUGACGAUCCUCCUUUAGUUACUGUAGAAAACAAUCCGGCUCAGGAUCCACUCCAGCUGGCAGUUAGACCAGUCGUCCAGAGUCAGAGACUCCCGCAUCCUCCGAAAAUGAUGGAGCUGAAAUUUACCUCGAGGGAUGAAGUGCCAAUGAUUUCGCCAGCCAACUUCGGUGCAGUUCCCGUCCCUCGUUUUUCAGCGAUGACCUACGAGUGCAUGUCCAGAUCACUGCGGCAAUAUAAACAAAGUGGCAUCAUGCGAAAAGGCGUUGGGAAUUAUUGCUACGAGUUUAUGGUCCCUCCAAACGAGCUGCUAGCCUCGGCCAUUUACGAAUAA
Molecule: messenger RNA, 345 nt
Organism: Oikopleura dioica
Lineage: Eukaryota; Metazoa; Chordata; Appendicularia; Copelata; Oikopleuridae
Source: the annotation of a GenBank genome assembly